AUGCAAAAACAGCUACAACCUGUGCCACCUGCUGAAGAAGCCAGUUUGGCCUACUUUUUGGAAGUUCGUACCUUUCUAUCACGUCUUAAACAAAACAGGGCACAAUACCUAAAUUCCAGGGAUGUCAUGCUUUCCUAUCAACAGGUUCUCACCAAGGUGUGUGAGCUGGACGCGAUCAGAAAGGCGGCACACAACAUUCCAGCCGAUAGCACCACAACUCUUAUACACAACGUGAAGCUUCACAACAGGGUGGACUCGGUGCUAGAUGAUGUGUUCCAGUUGCUGUCACUCAGCUUUUUGACAGUGGGGCUAAAAAACUCGGCACCUGCAACUUACGCCUCCUUAAGUACAGUACAACGGCUUCUAGAGCAUUUGGAUGAAUCAAACGUUUUUACGCAGCAUGAUUUGCGCCCCAUCAAAGAAAGGCUGGAUGAAAUCUCCCAGAUCGUGGCUCGGAGUUCAUGUGUUCCUGAAAUGGACGACGCCAAAAAUGUCAUAGAUCUAACCAAAGUCGCAGAUGAAGUGGACCGCAAUAAGAUCGAGCAGGAUCUUUUGCUGCGUGCAAAGUUGAAGCAUUGCUUGCAAGAGUACGAGCAUAUUGAGUCCAAAAUCGAAGAGAUUGAUAGCGGGCUUCAGUCAACCAUGGAGAAACUUUUCCAGCUUAGACGCGGGCUUUUGUCGCUCGCGGCCUCCGCUAAAACGCAGCCUGGAAUGGGUGAACCGAAAGCCGCGUGUUCGGCUGCUUUCCAGAAGUCCGAUCAGGAGAAGCUUCACGCUCUAAAGACUGAAUUGGAAGAAAUUGAAUCUCGCAGGGACCCAUCUGGCAAAUUCAUCUCUACUGAGACAGGAGAAGUGGUUGAAAGAGGGCAAAAUGUUCUUAAUGGGCUUUUGGAUGACUGCAAUGAUCUCGUACGCGAUCUGUUCCACCACGCCACCGACUCAGUGUGCUUGGAUUCGAAACUCCAACCCAUUUACGAGGACUUGAUAGACAUAAAAACGACGCUGGAGAACCUGUUGGUGACAAGGCGUUGGACUUUGAGGGAAACUGAUCUGUUUGGCUACCAGAAAAGACUGUCCGAGAUUGACAAGUUGCGGGUAGGUGGUAAGUUUCCAGCGGACUCGUCAGAAACAAAGGGCCAGGCUAUACUGCUUUACCUGCUUCGCCGGUGUUACGCUAUCAUCUACAAGCUCCUCGAAUGCUCAGAACCGGUUUCGGAGGCUUUACAAAAGAUACACAAUCAAUUGUCGACCGUACGUCGCUGUCUACUUGAAUUGAAGAGAAUGGGCGGCGUGGAAAACGACAGAGAGCUGUACCCAUACCAGAUGAAGCUGGCGUCGUUGGACAAUCUUCGUGUGGACGGUAAGUUCUACGAUUCAGAGGGCAACAUCCCAGAAGGCCAAGGCACACAGGGGAUGCGCUACUUGCAGAAUGUUUUGACAUUCUGCACGAAUUGAAAAUCGAGGCGGAAGAGCGCCAUCGCUCGGAUGGUGAAGCAGAUGAUGUUGCUUCCGAAGAUACAACAACAGACCAGCCAAGCACUGCCGGGGGUCUUUCCAAAAAUGCUGAUCACUCAUUGAGGGCAACAAGGACUGCAAGUCCAUUUCCUGCCAAUCCCGUUGCUAGGGGAAAGCCGCAUGCAACUUACUUGGACACGCCUAAGCGGAGUCGUACUUACGAUGACAACCACGGUGGUAACAAAUACGGUGGUGGUGAUGAUGCUGAUGAUGAUGAUGAUGACGAAGGGUACUCUGCCAACUACAGCGAGCACAGUUAUGAAGACGAUGAAGACGAUUACGCAACUACGAGCCACGCUGAGGACUGA
Lachancea sp. 'fantastica' is the source of this 1823-nucleotide messenger RNA. The record is from the annotation of a GenBank genome assembly. Lineage: Eukaryota; Fungi; Ascomycota; Saccharomycetes; Saccharomycetales; Saccharomycetaceae.